UAUUACUUCAGGAAUGGUAUAUUGGUCAUGUCAAAAUGUAUCAGUGUAGGUGUUGUUGAUGAUCAUAAUGAUGCACUCAAUUUCUACUACAAGCUAAUAGCCAGAAAAAAGAUACCGUUUGAUGAUCUAUGUCUGGUACAUUUUGACAGUCAUCCAGAUUUGGCUGCACCUGAAUCUAUCCCCGUUGACCAGUUUACUGAUCGAAAAGAACUCCUUGACAACUUGACAAUAGCAGACUGGAUUCUACCCGCUGUCUACCAGGGACACUUCACCACAGUGGUAUGGAUAAAACCACCCUGGUCUACUCAGAUCCAUGUUGGAGAACAUGAAAUAGAGCUGGGUGUGGAUGAUAAUGGUUUAUUGAGAACGUCUUCUAUAUUACCUUACUAUCUGUCAGACAUGAAUUAUGUUGAAAAUCUCCACCAUACAAGGACGUUUACUCUGCAUGUGAUCGAACUGUCACAUUUGGAUAAGGAGACAUCGAAAGAGUACGAGCUGUUAGCUAAAAUUCUUCACAAUCGACAAUGGUGCUUAGAUUUUGACAUGGAUUUCUACUCUACUCAAAAUCCUUUUUUGGACCUUCUUGGUCCAUAUUUUAAUUUCAUUGACAGCAUCUUCAAAUUUAAGGAUCUUGGUGAUUUCCAAAGAAGUUUGACAUACAGGAAAGCUCAGUUGGAUAGCUUAGAAAAGCUCUGUAGGUCAAAUGAAGUUGAAAAUAAUCUUCCGUUAUCUGAUGAACAAGAGGAAUUUAUGUCUAGUCUUAAACAUAAGUAUCCAGAUUGGGCAGAGUGUAUCAAACAAGCGAAAUUGCUUGCAAAGGAUGACGAAUUCAUUACUGAUCUAUUUUACAUUGGUCAACAAACUGAGCUACCUCACCACCUCUCAAAGAAAUCUGAAAUAAGAACUUUGCUCUGUAAAACGGAAACUUCACUUAAGCUUUUAAAAAGUUCCCCUGUUGCUAUAACUCUAGCUCGGUCUGAAUAUGAUGAAUACUCUACUCAGAAAACAUUGGACUUUGUUCACUGUGAACUAGUCUGCAUGAUGAGGCGAUUGUAUCGUAUACCUUCUGAAAUAGGAUGCCCAAAAUCUUAGUUUUUAAUUUAUUAAGUAAUUUAUUUCCGAACUGUAGCUUUUAUUGAGCAGAUCAGCAAGUUUGUUUAAUGACUUCGAGUUGUUUGAAUAUUAUUUCACUUUGUUGAACUGUUAAUUUUGAUAAAUAUCAUCGUGCUACUAAAAUCAUGAAAGGAUUGUACUUGGAAUUUAAA
This is a messenger RNA of Bolinopsis microptera, 1265 nucleotides long. Its product is annotated as UPF0489 protein C5orf22 homolog. NCBI's taxonomy places the organism in Eukaryota, Metazoa, Ctenophora, Tentaculata, Lobata, Bolinopsidae. The record is from RefSeq and is a predicted model, not a curated record. Bases 28 to 1092 code for a protein of 354 amino acids. The transcript has 3 exons.